Molecule: messenger RNA, 4017 nt
Organism: Neomonachus schauinslandi (Hawaiian monk seal)
Lineage: Eukaryota; Metazoa; Chordata; Mammalia; Carnivora; Phocidae
Gene: NPR1
Product: natriuretic peptide receptor 1
Exons: 22
Coding region: 1-3243 (1080 amino acids)
Biological process (GO): protein phosphorylation; cGMP biosynthetic process; receptor guanylyl cyclase signaling pathway
Cellular component (GO): membrane
Molecular function (GO): peptide receptor activity; protein kinase activity; guanylate cyclase activity
Source: RefSeq, a predicted model, not a curated record
AUGCCCGCGACCGGGCCGCGGAGGGGGCCGCGGAGGCCAGGGUGGGAGCGCUCGCCCGCCGAGCGGCCGGCUGAAGCCGUGCUGCGCCCCGGCCGCCCCGCGGGCGCCCUCCCGCUCCUGCUCCUGCUGCCGCUGCUCCCAGGCGGCCACGCGGGCAACCUGACCGUGGCCGUGGUGCUGCCGCUGGCCAACACCUCGUACCCGUGGUCGUGGGCGCGCGUGGGGCCGGCCGUGGAGCUGGCCCUGGCCGGGGUGAGAGCGCGGCCCGACUUGCUGCCGGGCUGGACGGUGCGCACAGUGCUGGGCAGCAGCGAGAACGCGCUGGGCGUCUGCUCCGACACCGCCGCGCCCCUGGCCGCGGUGGACCUCAAGUGGGAGCACAGCCCCGCCGUGUUCCUGGGCCCCGGCUGCGUGUACGCCGCCGCCCCGGUGGGGCGCUUCACGGCGCACUGGCGGGUGCCGCUGCUGACCGCCGGCGCCCCGGCGCUGGGCUUCGGCGCCAAGGACGAGUACGCGCUGACCACCCGCGCCGGGCCCAGCCACGCCAAGCUGGGCGACUUGGUGGCGGCGCUGCACCGACGGCUGGGCUGGGAGCGCCAGGCGCUGGUGCUCUACGCCUACCGGCCCGGCGACGACCAGCCCUGCUUCUUCGUGGUGGAGGGGCUGUACAUGCGCGUGCGGGACCGCCUCAACAUCACGGUGGACCACCUGGAGUUCGCCGAGGGCGACCUCGACCACUACGCCCUGCUGCUGCGGACCGUGAGGCGCAAAGGCCGAGUUAUCUACAUAUGCAGCUCCCCAGAUGCCUUCAGAACUCUGAUGCUUUUGGCCAUGGAAGCUGGUCUAAGUGGGGAGGACUAUGUGUUCUUCCACCUGGACCUCUUUGGACAAAGCCUGCAAGGUGCACAUGGCCUUGCUCCCCACAGGCCCUGGGAGAGAGGAGAUGGGCAGGAUAUUAGUGCCCACCAGGCCUUUCAGGCUGCCAAAAUCAUUACAUAUAAAGAGCCGGAUAAUCCUGAGUACUUGGAAUUCCUGCAGCAGCUAAAACACUUGGCCCAUGAGCAGUUCAACUUCACCAUGGAGGAUGGCCUGGUGAACACCAUCCCAGCAUCCUUCCACGAUGGGCUCCUGCUCUAUGUACAGGCAGUGACAGAGACUCUGGCACGUGGGGGAACUGUCACGGAUGGGGAGGCCAUCACUCAGCGGAUGUGGAACCGAAGCUUCCAAGGUGUGACAGGAUACCUGAAAAUGGACAGCAAUGGAGAUCGGGAGACUGACUUCUCCCUCUGGGAUAUGCAUCCUGAGACUGGCACUUUCAGGGUUGUUCUGAACUACAAUGGGACUUCCCAGGAGCUGGUGGCCAUGCCAGGGUGCAAACUGAACUGGCCCCUGGGGUACCCACCUCCUGACAUCCCCAAAUGCGGCUUUGACAACGAGGACCCAGCUUGCAACCAAGAUCACUUUUCUUCCCUGGAAGUGCUGGCUUUGGUGGGGAGCCUCUCCCUGCUCAGCAUUCUGACUGCCUCCUUCUUCAUAUGCAGGAAGAUGCAGCUGGAGAAGGAACUGGCCUCAGAACUGUGGCGGGUGCGCUGGGAGGACGUGCAACCCAGUAGCCUUGAGAGGCACCUCCGGAGUGCAGGCAGCCGGCUGACCCUGAGUGGGAGAGGCUCCAAUUAUGGCUCCCUGCUAACCACAGAGGGCCAGUUCCAAGUGUUUGCCAAGACAGCAUAUUAUAAGGGCAACCUUGUGGCUGUGAAACGUGUGAAUCGUAAGCGCAUUGAGCUGACACGAAAAGUCCUGUUUGAACUGAAGCAUAUGCGGGAUGUACAGAAUGAACACCUGACCAGGUUUGUAGGUGCCUGCACUGACCCCCCCAACAUCUGUAUCCUCACAGAGUACUGUCCCCGUGGGAGCUUGCAGGACAUUCUGGAGAAUGAGAGCAUCACCUUAGACUGGAUGUUCCGGUACUCUCUCACCAAUGACAUUGUCAAGGGUAUGCUGUUCCUACACAAUGGGGCCAUUUGCUCCCAUGGCAACCUCAAAUCAUCCAACUGCGUGGUAGACGGGCGCUUUGUGCUCAAGAUCACCGACUUUGGCCUGGAAAGCUUCAGGGACCCGGAACCAGAGCAAGGCCACACACUCUAUGCCAAAAAGCUGUGGACAGCCCCUGAGCUCCUGCGAAUGGCCUCACCCCCUGCCCGGGGCUCCCAGGCAGGUGACGUGUACAGCUUUGGGAUCAUCCUUCAGGAGAUUGCCCUAAGGCGCGGUGUCUUCCAUGUGGAAGGUUUGGACCUCAGCCCCAAAGAGAUCGUGGAGCGUGUGACUCGGGGGGCGCAGCCCCCCUUCCGGCCCUCCCUGGCCCUGCAGAGUCACCUGGAGGAGCUGGGGCAGCUGAUGCAGCGGUGCUGGGCCGAGGAGCCGCAGGAGCGGCCGCCCUUCCAGCAGAUUCGCCUGAUGCUGCGCAAGUUCAACAGGGAGAGUAGCAGCAACAUCCUGGACAACCUGCUGUCCCGCAUGGAGCAGUAUGCCAACAAUCUGGAGGGGCUGGUAGAGGAGCGGACCCAGGCCUACCUGGAGGAGAGACGCAAAGCCGAGGCCCUGCUCUACCAGAUUCUGCCUCACUCAGUGGCCGAGCAGCUGAAGCGUGGGGAGACGGUCCAGGCUGAAGCCUUCGACAGUGUCACUAUCUACUUCAGUGACAUCGUGGGCUUCACAGCCUUGUCAGCAGAGAGCACCCCCAUGCAGGUGGUGACCCUGCUCAAUGAUCUGUACACUUGCUUUGAUGCUGUCAUAGACAACUUUGAUGUGUACAAGGUGGAGACCAUUGGUGAUGCCUACAUGGUGGUGUCCGGGCUCCCCGUGCGGAACGGGCUGCUGCAUGCCCGGGAGGUGGCCCGCAUGGCCCUGGCGCUGCUGGACGCGGUGCGCUCCUUCCGCAUCCGCCAUCGGCCCCAGGAGGAGCUGCGCCUGCGAAUCGGCAUCCACACAGGACCCGUGUGUGCCGGUGUGGUAGGGCUGAAGAUGCCCCGUUACUGUCUCUUUGGAGACACAGUCAACACCGCUUCCAGAAUGGAGUCUAAUGGAGAAGCCCUGAAGAUCCACUUGUCUUCUGAGACCAAGGCUGUCCUGGAAGAGUUUGGUGGUUUCGAGCUGGAGCUUCGAGGAGAUGUAGAAAUGAAGGGCAAAGGCAAAGUUCGGACCUACUGGCUCCUCGGAGAGCGGGGGAGUAGCACUCGAGGUUGACCUGCCUUCCCUCCUGGCCUUCCACACCUCCCUUCCCCGUGCCAGAGGUAACAGAGAGGUGCCAGACCUCGGCCUCACCCACAGCCGCCCUGCCAUUGCCAAAGGAUCGGAGAAGUAGUUUGAACAACUCAAAUGUGCUAACCCCAAUGGAGACACCAGAUAUGACCUCUGAAGGAGGACUGGUGUUGGGGAGAACUUGAGAGUUCAUGGAACUGGACCAAAGCACACAGUCAUGCCCAGUGGCACACACACACAUAGACAAGUGUACCCACUCUCCAUCCUACGCAAGCCAGGCUAGGGUGUGGACUCCUGAUCCUCUCCCCCCACUCCCUCAACCUUGCUAAACUGUGACUAAUUUGGGGAGGGGAAGAGCCACCUUAGAGGCAAUAGGAAAAGGCACUAUAAGAGAAUCCGGGGGAUGAGGGGAGUCCACAUCUAGGCCACAAACACACCUGUGUCCCCCUCCGCCCUCAACACUGGGUACAGUGCGCAGGGGAGAGGGGCAGCUUGGAGGGGCUGUGAGCCUGUAUGUCUUGUUUCUCUGGUGAGCAGAGGCCAUUAACAUCUUUAUUCUAGUGACUGUCUCUGGAAGGAGAGCGGGUUCCCAGAAAACACAGCCAUGUUCCCCACCCUCUACUCCAAGUAAGACAUGCUUCUCAAGCUGGGAAUGCAAUAUCUGCAAGAGGCCCCGGCCCCCUUUCAGCUACCUGACAGUCUGUGACUUCCCCCAGCAGUGCUGACACUUCUGGUCUAAGGACCUGUUUACACCCUUCA